AGUGCGGCACUGCCACGCUACGCUCAUUUCGAGGUUCCUAUCCUGACAAAUCAUCGCCACGUUGUAGCACCUAAAACGGGCCUUUUGUGAAGUCUUACAGCAUAGCGUAGUUGGUCUCCGCUAACACAUGUAGUUGACGUCGAGCUUACUGAGCGAUGUCUCUAUAUCUAAUAUGGCUCUCCUGCUGCCCUAUGAUCGUAUACACUUGUGAUGACGAUCUCGGUCUCCAAUUGAACGGCAAUCUUUUGAAAUGGGCAAUCUUAGUCAACAUGGUGCUUCUUUGCUCGGCGAGCGUAUUGGCGCCCUUUUCAAUGGUGUUUUUACGGCAUGGGUAACUUUCAUUUUCGAUUGGGUCACGCCGUCGUGGUGCAAGUCUACCUAUGUGACAGGCGAUCUCCUGUACCGGGCAAUGCGGUCGGAUAAGGCCUUGGCCGAAACAUCUUGGAAAACUCGUAUCAUGAUGUUUACUAUAUGGCUAAGCUUGAACGUCGCGUAUCAAGUCUACGCUCCAAAGCGUCGGCUCAUCAUGAUAUACCAUUGCCUCACUGGUCAUGGUCUGAAUCUUCUUCUCUGGGGGUAUCUCACGAUGCAGGUCGAUGGUCCGAGGAAUGCGGUAAAUAAAGUAUACGACGCCUACACAGAUUCGGCAAUCGGUUUCUUUAUCACAUCAUAUUCUCUGACUCAUCGUCCGUUGAUUUGGAGGAUGAUAAAAUGGAUUUCAUUCAGAGUAGGGUUGCCGUUGCUGUGUGUUGGCGCCCCGCUGUAUUAUUUCCGAGAAAAGCUACCACUAGCCCGCACGUUUCAACGAGUGAAUACUUCAAUGUUCCUAUUCUUUUCUCACGCCUGGGAUGCCUUCGACUAUGUAGAAGCACAGGUCGUAGAGCGAUUUCCUCAAUAUCUACAGCACAAGUGGUCCUCAUACCAACAGGGUCGUCCUGAACGGGCGAACCUACCUACAUACCAAUAUCAGCCUCUAAACAAAGGAGAGAUCAGACUUCUCGUCCUGAAGCAAUCACCGCUGUAUCCCAGCGUUAUACAGGCCAAAAUAGUUCACCAGCCCAUUUAUCCGCCUCCAGACUACGAGGCGGUAUCAUACUGUUGGGGAUCGCCCGAGUCAACGAAAGAAAUACUCGUUGACGGAUGUCGCUUCCCAGUCACUAAGGCAGCUUUUGACUUGCUCCUCGCGCGCCGCUCGGUAUGGAAAGACCGAACGCUCUGGAUUGACGCAAUCUGCAUCAACCAAAAAGACAUGCAAGAAAAGACCGAGCAAGUACAUUUGAUGCGCGACAUUUACCACCGAGCCUCGCGUGUCAUUGCAUUCCCGGGCGGAAAUUGGAGAUCUCGACUCGCAGGAGGGAUUGUGCUUCAACUUUGGGCACUUGUUCAUCAGUAUGAAACUCAAAAGAUGAAUUGGUCAGGGACACCUGCCGAAGCACGGUCGCCACGAUGGAGGGCCAUGGCAGACUUGUUUAGCAGUGAGUAUUUUACUCGCGCUUGGAUUAUACAAGAGGUUGCUGUAGGGCAGAGGGUGGAAGUCUAUCUGGGCGGGAUAUAUGUCCCUUGGCUGGCAUUUUUUGAGGUCAUGAAUUGGUGCUUCGAAUCAAAGCGGAGACAUUUACUAUCUGCAAGCGAGGACAAGGAAAGACGUAUAUGGCGAACAGGUCAGACCUUUGAGAAUGUUGCUGUCAUGGCCAUCCUUCGCCCAGACACAGGAGCAAUCUGGGCUGACUACACAAAUAUCGACAACCACAACAUGAUUGAUCUUGAGAACCUGCUUCUAAUCACAGCCAAUUUCCGAACAACGGAUCCCCGAGAUAAAGUGUUCAGUUUGAUAGGGAUUGCGAGGAAUGCCGGCGACCCAGAGCUUACUGUCCCGGACUAUAGUCUGCCCGUAGAGCAAGUUUUCCAGAAGACCGCGCAAUGUGUCUUCUCUUACCCUCCAGGUCGCAAGACAAUCCAUAUCCUAGCGUUAGCAGGAACUGGCUUCUGCGAGCGUCCCAUGAAGAUGCCGUCAUGGGUCCCCGACUUUAGCGAGAAGCGCGCAUGCUAUCCGUACGCAAAUACCCUUGAUCGGGAUAUCAACUUCAAGGCCUCCGGCGGUCAUGCCCAAGAUACGCGGCUCGAUCUCGAGACGAAUUCUUUCAUAAUAAAGGCCAUUACGAUCGAUCAAGUGCUAGAUAUCAGUGAGGCCGGGGCAUUAGACUGGGGAUUGCGCGAUCUCGACUUGGCAGAUGCCUUUAAGUUGCUCCCCAAACUACAUAAAUGGGUAUACGCUGCGAUAGAUCUUUGCGAAAAGCAUCCUAAGUCAUCCGCUAUGCCCGAGAUAACCACAUAUAACAGAUUGUGGUGGACGCUGAUUUCCGGGCGCAUCGAGCGAAAGCCUGCGGACGCGAAGUAUGAGAAGGCGUUUCGGUACUGGUUACAGAAUUUAGACAUCCUGGCAAGCUCGAAAAACCUCGCUCACUACAGCCAGCGGUUCAAGGACGGUGAGCUUGGCGACGCCGAGGCCAACAUUAUUGAUGGAACGGACGACUAUUACCAGUAUAGUGUUUUGGAGGCUUGUUUCGGGAGACGGAUCGCUAUCACGAGGUCUGGUCGUCUGUGUAUAGUGCCACCAUUGACGAGGGUCGGUGACUCCGUGAUUAUCCCGUUCGGCUCACAGACGCCAUUCCUCAUAAGGAAACCUCAUAGCUAUCUGAAUACUUCUGGCUAUGAACUUAUCGGCGAGGCCUGGGUUGACGGCGUCAUGUACGGCGAAAUGGUAGGCAGCGCGGAUGAAGAGUUUAUUCGGAUCUCGUGAACGGCAAUUGCUGGAAGAUGUCGAUAUCGUCCAUCUCCCUUGCUCCGGCAUCCCUAAGCAGGAAUUGUAGGGACCAAUUCGCAGUCUGGACUCAUAUGCUGUAUCGCGGCAUUACUUCGGACCGUUGACGCGGUUGGAAGCGAUGGUGCGCGCAAUCGCUCGCUUCAGCGACGCAUUCGUCGAGAGGGACACCAUCCCUGUAAUCUCGGAUUGCAUCAUCGUUCCUCCGGCUGACAAUGGCGAGGCCUACAUUCAACAACGGAAUCACGGGAACAGGUUAUCGUAAUGCACGGUCUAAUCCUCUUGGUGCUUUUAUCAUACCAUGGGGCGCACCUCAUAGUUAAAAGUAACUCCAUGCAGGAUUGCAUAGUCCUUGGAGCUUCAAGACCUGCGUGGGGGAUUCCGAUGCCUAAAGCAA
Xylaria bambusicola is the source of this 3218-nucleotide messenger RNA. RefSeq names its product HET-domain-containing protein. The record is from RefSeq and is a predicted model, not a curated record. Bases 251 to 2800 code for a protein of 849 amino acids. NCBI's taxonomy places the organism in Eukaryota, Fungi, Ascomycota, Sordariomycetes, Xylariales, Xylariaceae. The transcript has 7 exons.